This is a messenger RNA of Aspergillus wentii DTO 134E9, 1070 nucleotides long. RefSeq lists its product as uncharacterized. NCBI's taxonomy places the organism in Eukaryota, Fungi, Ascomycota, Eurotiomycetes, Eurotiales, Aspergillaceae. Bases 15 to 875 code for a protein of 286 amino acids. The transcript has a single exon. The record is from RefSeq and is a predicted model, not a curated record.
AGCCAGGUUGUGAUAUGCGGGAAUUUGUGCAGAAUGCUACCAUCCCUGAGGAUUUCUUUAGUGAAACUACCUUCGCGUCGCCUGGUUUGAAAGAGGCCUUCGAAGACAUGUUCCAGGGCUCUAUCGCCGGGGGAACCUUGUCCAUGAUCCCGGGGUUCACCCAACUGGUCGACACUUUCAUGAAGCCAUUUGACGCGGUCAGAUCUGCCGAGGAGCCGUCUUUCUUCACAGACCCUGUCAACAUCUCGGAAGUUCUCGGUAUCGUUCAGACAUCUCGCCACCGUCGUCAAAUUACGGAUGCAAAGCGUGCCGAACGCGAGUCCAAAAUGGCUGAGGCCGGAAAUGGCAACGCGGCCGACUCCAAGUCUUUCUUGCCUAAACUCCCCGGCGAAAUACACCAGCUGAUAUUGGAAUACCUCAACCUUGAGGAUAUCGAGAACGUCCGUGAGUGCUUCGAAUGGGACAUCCCGCAGUCCUUUUUCUACAAGGAUGUUCGCAAAGAUUUCUUUUUUGAAGUGCGGGACUUUGGCGUCGAUGAUCUCGACUGGGGUUAUUUCAACCUCCAGACCGAAAAAAUGAUGAAACACACCCAAAUUUUGAGUAAUCGCAAGAGGAUCAACUGGAUCCUUGAAGAUACCAAGGUGAUUCUCAACGACAUUUGGUUCGACUCUCUAGUCGGACGCAGAGAAGGUCUUGACGACGAUUUCCUCGGCGAUUUCCUUGAAGGACUUGAUGCCGAUGAUGAAGACGGUAUUGAUAACCCAAACGAGGACUUUGACGAUCAAGAAUCCGGGGAAGAGUUCGAUGACGAGUUUGAGGAGGGCGAUGAACCUGAGGGCUCGGCGAAUGAGGCUUUUUACGACGCGUUGGAUUAGAGAAUCCGUGAUCGUUGGUUUAGCUAGGACAUGGCAGUCGACCACAUCUUUUGAUCAUCCAAUUUACUGGAUAGACCCUUGUAUUUUGUCCUUUGGGAUACGAUUUGCGUACUUGCGUACGACGAAUUCAAAAUGUUGGCAGGAAAAAAGAAAAGGCUAAAAAAAAGCAGAAAAGAAAAAACGACGCAAAAAAAG